Messenger RNA from Jatropha curcas, 360 nucleotides. The record is from RefSeq and is a predicted model, not a curated record. NCBI's taxonomy places the organism in Eukaryota, Viridiplantae, Streptophyta, Magnoliopsida, Malpighiales, Euphorbiaceae.
AUGACCAUGUCCGAUGACACUUGCCCAUAUCCCUGUUAUCCUCCGCCCACCGGAACAGGAACUGCCACCGGCACAACCCAGCCAUCUCCAUCGUCACAGUCAGGGUCAUACCCACCACCGGCCGGAAACUACCCUUCACCGACUGGCAAUAAUAAUAACAACAAUUUCCCAUAUAAUAAUUACUACCCUCCACCGUCUUUUGGUAACAACUACUUUGGUCAACCUCCUCCUGACCCUAUCUUGCCUUAUUUUCCAUUUUACUACAGAAAGCCUCCUCACAAAACUGAUGUUUCUCCGGCCGCCGUUGCUACAAGGUCGACUUUCUUGAUUGCCAUGGCUCAUGGCAUUGUGACCACUUAG